GCGCUAAAGUGCGUCCUUAUCCCCGUCCCCUCCCCCUCUUUCGUAUGGACCCUCCCUGUCCCUUCUCUGUCACCUCACAGUAGUCUUUGCCGGUAGCGGGUGUGGAGGCGCGAGCAGCUCACGGCGGCCUCUUCCCCACCCCUCUGGCCGGGCCUGGGCUCGGGCCCCCUCCUCCCUCCGCUUCCCACCCCCGUCGGGUACGGGAAGGUCCAAGCCGCUGCCGGGUGCCCGAGGGCCGUCGUGGCCGCCGUCGCCACGGGUCCAAAUGGAGCCGCCGAAUCUCUAUCCGGUGAAGCUCUACGUGUACGACCUGUCCAAGGGCCUGGCCCGGCGGCUCAGCCCCAUCAUGCUGGGUGAGGGGGAAGGGGCCAGGCACACCUCCAUAGUUGUGCACAAGGAUGAGUUCUUCUUCGGCAGUGGUGGUAUCUCCAGCUGCCCCCCGGGAGGGACAUUGCUUGGGCCCCCAGACUCUGUGGUUGAUGUGGGGAGUACAGAAGUCACAGAAGAAAUCUUUCUGGAGUACCUGUCCUCCCUGGGGGAGUCCCUGUUCCGAGGUGAGGCCUACAACCUCUUCGAACACAACUGUAACACCUUCAGCAACGAAGUGGCACAGUUCCUGACUGGGCGGAAGAUUCCUUCUUACAUCACAGACCUGCCCUCUGAAGUUCUCUCCACGCCCUUUGGACAGGCACUUCGGCCCCUCCUGGACUCCAUUCAGAUCCAGCCUCCAGGAGGGAGCUCCGUGGGCAGACCCAAUGGCCAGAGCUAACAGGACUUCCUGGGACCGCCCUGCCUCACCAGGGCUUUUCCUUUUUAAACAAAACAAACCCUACCAGAUUUCUAUUUUAUAAUUUUACAUCAGAGCUAACAACCAAGGGACGGCUUUUUAAAUUUCCCAGGGAAGGAGAUUGUCAGGCCGCAUGUAGAUAAUGCUGCUAAAAAACAGAACAAAAUGCCACCCCUUCUAAUGGUAUUAUACUAAUUUAUUAAGGCCGUCUUGUCUCUGAGUUCACUUGUGACGCUGUUUCCUAAGCGUCCUCCACACUGGAGAAAGGGAGGGGCUUUGUUUAAACAGAAAGCAAGAGGCACGGUUUGGGGGAGCCCCAACCUAGAACUCUUCCCAGAGAACACUCACGCUCUACCCAAGUCGCCACCACUUGUGGGGCCCAGGUGAGUUUUAGAACAUCCAUGGCCUGGAAACAAUUACUCUAGCGUUAAAUGAACCAAAGGAUUUGGUGCACGUGGGACCAGUUUCAGGAUGACUAACCCAACCUAAGUGAACUCUUUAGCCACGACCCUCUUCACCUUCCCUUCCUUACCCCAAGCAAAGCCAGUGCUGGAGCAGCCGCUGCCUCAGGAUCAAGGAAGUAACAGCAAGUAUCAGACCGGAGAAAACAGGAUAAAGCCAUUCCUCCUUCCACCUAGAUGGAUUGCCAAUCCUCUGCCAUCAGUUUUGGGAAACCUGCCUCAGUGCCCCUGAGGCUGCUCUUCCUCAGCAUAGCUGAUGUGUCAUAGUUGAUCAGGUCUGGGCUGAAGCAGCAGAGACCCAGGCCUUUUUUCUGUAGUAAUGAUGUAGGUUAUUUGCAGUCUCUGCAACUACCACCCAGACCAGUAUGCAGAAUUCAGCUGGGGACCAGGAGAUAGGAUUCCCUGCUCUAGGAAAA
Cebus imitator (Panamanian white-faced capuchin) is the source of this 1664-nucleotide messenger RNA. RefSeq names its product desumoylating isopeptidase 1 (gene DESI1). NCBI's taxonomy places the organism in Eukaryota, Metazoa, Chordata, Mammalia, Primates, Cebidae. Gene Ontology annotation, molecular function: peptidase activity. Bases 266 to 769 code for a protein of 167 amino acids. The transcript is spliced from 5 exons. Gene Ontology annotation, biological process: protein modification by small protein removal. The record is from RefSeq and is a predicted model, not a curated record.